AUGAAUCUAUCUAAUCUUAAUAAUGAAAUACUCGUGUCCGAAAAUAAACAUCAAUAUAAUCAUACAUAUGAUAUCAAUUUAUCUUCAUUUAUUGAACAAUAUAAAAUAAAUAAACAACCUAAUACUUGUCAUUUAUGUUGUUUAUUUGCAUUGAAAUGUUUUCAUCAAAUUCCAACAUUAAAUUAUUCAAUUAAUUCAAAUAUUCAAUAUAGAGAUGAAAAAAAUUAUAAUGCUAUUUUAUCAUCAAUAGAUAUAUGGAAAGAUGAUAUUAAUAAAAAUAAUUCACUUAAACAAAAUCAUUCUCCACUAUAUGAUAUUCCAUUAUGUUUUCAUAAUAAUUUUUCAUUAAAUUAUAAAGAAAAUUCAUCAAGAAAAAAUUUCGAAAAUGAAAAAUUAUUAGAGCCUAUUAAGAAAAUCUUAUCAUCACAUCGAUCAUAUGAAAGUCUUCUUCGCCAUUUACCAAGUCCACCAAAAACUCGAUUUAGUCGAAGAUCAUCGAACGAUAGUAAUAUUAUCGAACCAAUUACAUUAAUUGAUGAUUUACAAAAAAUUCUUUGCUACUUUAAUCACAUAUAUCUCUUUUCUAAACUACAGAAUAAUGAUUCUUUUGUACCUUUCUCAUCAUCAUCAUCAUCAUCUAUCGAUGUAAAUUAUUCUCCAAGUAAAAAACUGAAAUUAAUGAAUGAAGAAAUGUUAAUCGAAAAACUUUCUACGCCACAUCAUCAAUCAAAUGAAAAAUCAAUAUUAAUUGACAAUAAAUUAAUAAAAUCUAAAAAUGAACAUCAUUUGUCAUCACAAAUAACAAUUAAUCAAUUAAUAAAAGAUAUUAAUACAAAUAUUGAAACAAGUAUUGAAUCAACAUCGAAAAUAUUAGUAAAAUCUAAAACAAAUCCUAAAUCUCAAUCAAAAUAUUUUUCUUAUGAAAAUAAACUUAAAAAAUCUCAUUCAAUAACAUUACAUAAUAAAAAUCAUUUAAAAUAUUCAUCAUUUCCAACUGUACCAAAAUGUUUUAAUGAAUAUUUUCAAAUAAAUUUUAAUUCAUUAUUAAAUAAAAAACUAUCGAAAUUGUCUAAAAAAUAUUUUCAAUUAAAUAUAUUUGAUUCAAAUUUAUUUCAAUGGCAAAUAUUUAAUUCAAAUCAAUAUGAAAAUUAUUUUUGUCGAAAAAAUUCUUUAUUACUAUUUCAUAAUAAUAAUAAUAAAUCUUCUAUAGAAAUAUUUAUAAAUUCUAUUCAAUCUCAACGUCAACAUGUACCUUCAGAAUAUUCAUCAUGGAAUAUAUUCUUUCCUAAUUAUCAUCCAAUAAAAUUUUCAUUAAAAAAUUCCAAUUCAAAUGAAAAUAGAAAUGUUAAAAAUCCUUAUGGACGUACAGGUUUAAUUGGUCAAAGUCUAUUAGAAAACUUUGGUCCUAAUCGUUAUAUAAUAUCAUUAAUAAUUACAGAAAAAAAUCAUAAUAAAUAUAUUUUAUUAAAUGAUGCAUGGAUUGAAGUUCAAAUUGUUCUUAUUAAAAAUUCUUAUCAAUAUUUUCAUAAAAAAACUUGGUUUUUAAUUCAAUAUUUACAUAAAUUAAAUAAUAUUGAAUAUUUCGAUUUUAAUUUAAUUCAAUUUUAUACAUAG
Rotaria sp. Silwood2 is the source of this 1614-nucleotide messenger RNA. Lineage: Eukaryota; Metazoa; Rotifera; Eurotatoria; Philodinida; Philodinidae. The record is from the annotation of a GenBank genome assembly.